Messenger RNA from Corylus avellana, 3563 nucleotides. RefSeq names its product Di-glucose binding protein with Kinesin motor domain-containing protein. Gene Ontology annotation, biological process: microtubule-based movement. Gene Ontology annotation, cellular component: microtubule cytoskeleton. The record is from RefSeq and is a predicted model, not a curated record. Gene Ontology annotation, molecular function: microtubule binding; ATP binding; microtubule motor activity. NCBI's taxonomy places the organism in Eukaryota, Viridiplantae, Streptophyta, Magnoliopsida, Fagales, Betulaceae.
UUCAAAUUCGAGCAUUCUCAUACCAAACAUAGCAAAAAGUUAAAGAACCCAAAAUUCUCCUACCAUUUUCCUCUCCUCCAGACCCCGAUCAUUUCUUGCUGCAAGAAAAGCUAUUCUGUCGCCGUGACUCAAGAUUUUCCCAGUUGCCAAACAUUGAGAAGUCCAAUUUCCAUGGAAGAGAUCCCAUUCAACACUUUUCACCAGCACCCAGAAACCCUGGGUCCAGAUUCGUCAGUCUCCCGGGCCUCUGACUGGGAAAAAGUUGAACCUUUGAGUCAAGAAUCGAAAGAUUCUGCCAUGAAUGAUGAGGGCGACGAGUCUUUGGUGGAUUCGAUGCUUUGUGACUCCAGAUCAAGACUAAUCCCUUCCGGGUUUACCAAAUCCAACUCAACAGAGGAAUGUGUGAUGUUUGUAAAUGCUGGAGGUGAGGCUCCAAAUGAGGUAGAUUCCAGCACGAAAUUUGUGGGUGACACAUAUUGUGAAGGAGGGAAUGUUUUCCGAACCAACGAGCCAAUAACUGAGGCUGGAGAUUGUCCAUUUAUAUAUCAGUCCGCACGAUUGGGAAACUUUUGCUAUCGUUUCAAUGAUCUUCCUCCUGGAGACUAUUUUUUUGACCUACAUUUUGCGGAGAUCAUAAACACAAAUGGACCUAAAGGAAUGAGGGUAUUCAACGUAUACAUCCAGGAACAAAAGGUUCUAUCAGACUUUGAUAUUUUCUCUGUAGUUGGAGCCAACAAGCCGUUGCAGCUGGUUGACCUGAGGGUCUCGAUGAAGGAGAAUGGAGUAAUCGUAAUAAGAUUUGAAGGAGUCAAUGGAAGCCCAGUAGUUAGUGGAAUUUGUAUUAGGAAAGCACCAAAGGUGUCAGUUCCUCAGGUUAAAAAAGAAUACCUUAAAUGUAAGAAGUGUGCUGCUGAGAUAGAAGUUCCUUCAGCCCAGAAGAAACUUAUGCAAAUGAAGUCCACCAUAAAAUACGAGAAGAAGAUAGAGGAACUCACCAUGCAGUGUCAGGGAAAGAAAAAAGAAUGCUACGAGGCUUGGAUGUCGUUGACUGCAGCAAAUGAACAGCUGGACAAGGUCAGGAUGGAACUUGACAAUGCGACAUUUAAGACACUGUCUCUAGAUCAAACUGUAGAGAAACAAGCUGAAAAUCUGAGGAAUAUCUCCAGCAGGUAUGAGUAUGAUAAGAAGCACUGGGCAGCGGCAAUCAAUAGUUUACAUGAAAAAAUAAAGGUGAUGAAAAGAGAGCAUGCCCAGCUUUCUCAUGAAGCUCAUGAUUGUGCUGAUUCCAUUCCUGAGUUGAAUAAAAUGGUUUUUGCAGUUCAGGCUUUGGUUGCACAGUGUGAAGAUCUCAAAGUGAAGUACAACGAAGAGCAAGCUAAGAGGAAGAAACUUUUUAAUGAAGUUCAGGAGGCUAAAGGGAAUAUCAGGGUUUUCUGCCGCUGUCGUCCAUUAAGUAAAGAAGAGAUAUUGACUAGCUGUACAACAGUUGUAGACUUUGAUGCAGCAAAGGAUGGAUGUCUUGGAAUUCUGACCACUGGCUCCAUCAAAAAGUCUUUCAAAUUUGACAGAGUUUACACACCAAAAGAUGAUCAAGUUGAUGUGUUUGCGGAUGCUUUGCCAAUGGUGACAUCAGUGCUAGACGGCUACAAUGUGUGUAUAUUUGCCUAUGGGCAAACAGGAACAGGAAAGACAUUUACAAUGGAGGGUACCCAGCAGAAUAGAGGAGUAAAUUAUAGGACUCUUGAGCUUUUGUUUAACAUUGCUAAGGAAAGGAGCGAAACUUUUACAUACAACCUAUCAGUUAGUGUUCUUGAAGUUUAUAAUGAGCAGAUAAGAGACUUGUUGGCUACAUCUCCAGCAUCGAAAAAGUUGGAGAUAAAGCAAGCUUCUGAAGGAUUUCAUCAUGUUCCGGGAAUUGUAGAAGCCAAAGUUGAUAGCAUUAGGGAAGUCUGGAGUGUGCUGCAGGCCGGAAGUAAUGCUAGAGCUGUUGGAAGUACUAAUGUGAAUGAGCAUAGUAGUCGAUCUCAUUGCAUGCUUUGUAUAAUGGUAAGAGCAAAGAACUUGGUGAAUGGGGAGUGCACCAAAAGCAAGCUUUGGCUUGUAGAUUUGGCAGGUAGUGAGAGGCUUGCGAAAACUGAUGUGCAAGGGGAGCGCCUGAAGGAAGCACAAAAUAUAAAUAGAUCACUUUCAGCUCUUGGAGAUGUCAUAUCUGCUUUGGCAACUAAAAGUAGUCACAUCCCAUACAGAAACUCCAAAUUGACACAUUUACUUCAAGACUCAUUAGGGGGGGACUCCAAAACUUUGAUGUUUGUACAAAUCAGUCCUUCGGACCAGGAUUUGGGUGAGACUUUGAGUUCUUUAAAUUUUGCAUCUCGGGUUCGAGGGAUUGAGUUGGGCCCUGUGAAGAAGCAGAUUGAUACUAGCGAGCUUCAAAAGGUGAAAGCUAUGCUUGAAAAGGCAAGGCAAGAAUCCAAAUCCAAAGAUGAAUCUUUAAGGAAGCUAGAAGAGAACUUACAGAACCUAGAGAGCAAGGCAAAAGGCAAAGAUCAGUUUUACAAAAACUUACAGGAAAAGAUCAAAGAACUUGAAGGGCAGAUUGAGUUGAAGACAGUCAUGCACAGCCAGUCUGAGAAACAAGUUUCGCAAUUAUCUGAGAGAAUGAAAGGGAGAGAGGAAAUCUGCAGCAAUCUCCAGCAAAAGGUCAAAGAGUUAGAGAUCAAGCUUAUAGGACAACAGCAGUCAGAAUCUGCAUCUUUCCAGCAGAAGGUUAAGGAGCUUGAAAACAAGCUCAAAGAGCAAUUGCAAGAGUCAGAGUCUCAUACUAUCAUCCUUCAACAUAAGGUGGAUGAGCUGGAGAGAAAGCUGAAAGAGCAGGAACAAAAUUCAGAGUCCGUCUUACUUCACCAAAAGAUUAAGGAGCUUGAAAACAAGUUGAGGGUGCAAGAGCAACAAUUGCAGUGUACUCAUGAUUGCACUGAUGCAGUUAGGGCUACUCCUAAUGAAGGAAAAACCUAUAUAAGAGAUGAAUUCAUGAAUGAGAUUGAGCAUCGUAUUCUGAGAAGUUCAAAUUCAGUAAACCGCUCAAUGAAUCAAGGGUCUGUAAGAGGAAAUGAUUCUCUCCAUGAGACGAGGAGGAAAAGAGAGCAGUUGAGAAGUGCUGAUACAGAGAACAAUAUAUUUGUACCCUCUUCUUUAAAUGAUACCAAGGCUACUAGGAAAUCUGAUCCACCUAAAAUUUCAAGGGUCAUGAGAACAACAAAGCUAGUCACUGCUGCUCAAGGGCCCUUGACUCACAAGAGGACUAGCACCAGCAGAGAUCAGGCUCAAGGGGUGAAGGAGAGGGAUGCCAAGAAGAAGAUUUGGUCUAGAUAGUGAAGCAAGCUCAACAGAAGUGAACAUGUACCUUAUGUCGACUUCCUUUUUACAUUUUUCUUUUAAUGUUGUUAUGUUACACAUGCCUUUCUGUAUUCAAUAUCAUAUUCUGUACAAUCAUCAAGUGAUAGUUGAAUUCUAUUGUCAAAUCCAAAGAAGAAAUGAAAUUCUUUUGUUUGUUUUUUGAAAUA